Hemicordylus capensis (graceful crag lizard) is the source of this 9874-nucleotide messenger RNA. RefSeq names its product solute carrier family 38 member 3 (gene SLC38A3). Bases 428 to 1948 code for a protein of 506 amino acids. The record is from RefSeq and is a predicted model, not a curated record. The transcript has 17 exons. Gene Ontology annotation, biological process: L-glutamine transport; amino acid transmembrane transport; histidine transport. Gene Ontology annotation, molecular function: L-glutamine transmembrane transporter activity; L-asparagine transmembrane transporter activity; L-histidine transmembrane transporter activity. Lineage: Eukaryota; Metazoa; Chordata; Lepidosauria; Squamata; Cordylidae.
AAUCUGCAAGCCGGAGGGACGGACAGGCGGAGCGAGGAGGACGGCGACGACGCGGGCUUGCUGAGCCAGCGCUGGAGAGACCGACAAGUUUUGCCCGCGCGGGAUAGAGAGAGCGGACGGGGCACCGCCUGAACCCCGCAGGCAGGCACUGUCCCCUGGAAUUGCUUCCCUCAUAACAACUACUUGUGGAAUACUUUGGUUCCUACUUUGAGUCACUAUCAGUUCAGAAGUAAACAAUGCACUUGCAUCUUACUUGAGGGACAUCUUUAAGAAGAAGAGGCCUUGUGUGGAAGAAGUCAUCUAACUGGGCGGGCUACAUUCCCACCCUCUAAGAUUCAGCAUCACUAAGGAGACGACCCUCAGCUGCUUACCUGAAAAUUAACUGUCAGGAAAGAAAAAGGGAAGGUGCCCACUUCAAAGCGCAGAGAUGAAUUCCAUGGAGAUCCCCAUCCAGACGGAGAUGGUAGAACUGGUUCCAAAUGGGAAGCACUCAGUGCUGAAUGCCUCCUCCAUCCCCUUGGUGGGAAAUGACAGAUUUGAUGAGAAUGCAGUGAACAUGCCAGAGAAGGAGGAGUUCCUUCCACAUAGCGCUGAAAAGAAACAAACCCAUUUCACCGACUUUGAAGGGAAGACCUCAUUUGGGAUGUCUGUUUUCAACCUGAGCAAUGCCAUCAUGGGCAGUGGGAUCCUUGGUCUAGCAUAUGCUAUGGCCAACACCGGUAUCCUUCUCUUCCUAUUCCUCUUGACAGCUGUAGCUUUGCUGUCUAGCUACUCCAUCCACUUGCUGCUCAAAUCCUCAGGGAUUGUGGGAAUCCGAGCCUAUGAACAACUGGGCUACAGGGCCUUUGGAACUCCAGGGAAAUUGGCAGCUGCUGUUGCUAUAACACUACAGAACAUUGGAGCCAUGUCAAGCUACCUGUACAUUGUGAAGUCCGAAGUGCCUCUUGUCAUCCAGACCUUCCUCAACCUAGAAGAGAAGACAACGGACUGGUACAUGAAUGGCAACUAUCUGGUAAUCAUGGUCUCUGUCACCAUCAUCCUCCCUCUGGCCCUCAUGAAACAACUGGGUUAUCUUGGCUAUGCCAGUGGGUUUUCCCUUAGCUGCAUGGUCUUCUUCCUUAUUUCGGUCAUCUACAAAAGCUUUCGGAUUCCGUGUCCACUUCCUGACCAGGUCAACACCACAAGCCAACUGAAUUACACACCAGUCAGCACCAGCAGCUAUCAGAAUGACCCUGCAGUUGCUGAAGAAGAGAUCUGUUCUUCAAGCUUGUUCACACUGAAUUCUCAGACAGCCUACACCAUCCCCAUCAUGGCAUUUGCUUUUGUGUGCCACCCUGAGGUUCUUCCUAUCUACACUGAGCUGAAAGACCCGUCCAAGAAGAAGAUGCAGUGUAUCUCCAACAUCUCCAUCACUGUCAUGUAUGUCAUGUACUUCCUGGCUGCUCUCUUUGGCUACCUCACUUUCUAUGGCCAGGUGGAAUCAGAGCUGCUACACACCUACAGCAGAGUGGACCCUUUUGAUGUGCUGGUCCUGUGUGUGCGAGUAGCUGUCCUGACUGCCGUGACACUGACAGUCCCCAUUGUUCUUUUCCCGGUGCGCCGUGCCAUCCAGCAAAUGUUGUUUCAGGACAAGGACUUCAGCUGGAUUCGGCAUACUGUAAUUGCUGCUGUGCUGCUGACAUCUAUUAACUUGCUUGUUAUUUUUGCCCCCUCCAUCCUGGGCAUCUUUGGCCUGAUUGGUGCUACAUCGGCCCCCUGCCUGAUAUUUAUCUUCCCAGCAGUAUUCUACAUCCGGAUCAUGCCCAAGGACAAGGAGCCCAAUAAAUCAACUCCCAAAAUCCUGGCAGCCCUCUUUGCGUGUCUUGGUGUGCUCUUCAUGAUCAUGAGCCUCAGCUUCAUCAUCAUCGACUGGGCAACAGGGGGCGGGAAGAGCGGAGGCAGCCACUAAGCAGGGCCUGGAGCCUUGUGACGCGGAGCAACGCCUGGGGAGACUGAGCUGGCUUUGACACAUUUCCUGCCCCCUACCUCUGCUAGUACUGUACCGUCGUCUAGUCCCCAGCUCCACACUGAGCCAAGGGGUGCUGUUCCGUUACUCAGUCCACACACCCACCCGGAGCCAGGGGGCACUGCAGGUCAGACCACACCAGAAGCUGCCAAUUCUUCUCACUCUCUUAGUGCUUGGUUUUCUCUCCCAGUCUGGGAUGGCCCAGGCCAACGGCACCUACUGGAGAUCGCAAGCAGGGGAAGCGGCCAGUUCAAAGGGGUGAGGGGGCUGCCAUGACAUAUCUGUUCGGCCCUAUGGGUCCAGUGUGUCUGGCCCACAUUGAGGGGCCUGAAAAACUCGGGUGGGGGGUGAGCAGGAGGAAGUGGGAGGCUGUAGCUAAAGAGCAAAUGUGUAGCGCUCUCACCUGAGGUUGACCACUGAUUGGGAGAUGUGGGGCACAUGGGCUGCCCUUCUGCAUACCUCAGCUUUCAUAGAAAAUCAUUCUAUUGGGACUAAAAUUGGAAGUGAAUGCUUUUGCACAGGAAGAGAGGAAUGAAACAAAGCAUAUUCCUUGUUUUAAAAAGUCUUAAUGGCAACCCCUUUCCCCUCUCCUGAAACCGUAGGUGUUUUCUUCUCAGCCCUGAUUUCUCAGUGGGUUUCCCCCCUCAGACUUGCUCUGCUCCCUGUCCUGGGUGUGAGCUUUGUGAGCCUCAUGGUCAACCUUCCUCUCUCAGGACAAUGUGAUGCUCCGUGGUCAUUUCCCAGCUGAGCCUUGCUGUUUCCAGCCUCCAGGCAGCUCUCUGUCCCUUUCCCAAACUUCAUUGCUGUUGUCAUGCUAGCCGCAACUCUUGGAUGAGGUGGCUGGUGGGGAAAUGGUUUGGAGACGCAAGUCCUUCUGAUGGAAGGUGGCUUGUGUGAGCUUCCCGGGUCCAAUGCACCAUAUUGACUGGUGAAGCGGAGAAAGGAGGCAAAGUGGCGAGGUUGGCAUGGAGGGCUGCAGGCUUGUUGUAGGGAAUGUAGCUUUUCCUGGCUUCGUGGGGAGGACUCAGCUUGAGCUGGGGAGGUGAAGUGGGAAUGUGCCCGUGGCAUCGAGUCCCUCUUUCCGCUGGGAAGCAGCAGGGAGUAAUCCAAAGGUUUUCUGGCCGUGAAGCUCUUUGGCUCUAUGUCUCUCAUCUGUAACUAGCUCCUUCCGUCCUGGAGACCUCCCCUUCCCUCCAAGGCACCACAGUGUCCUCUCUUCCCACCCACUGGCAGUUGCUGUUCAUAUUGGGAAGUGUAGCCCUGCCACAGAGCCUGUCUGCAAACCUAACUGGUGGCUAGGACUUGAUUGCUGCUAAUUCCAGUCGCUUAGGAGAAUUUGCAUUCAUUUAUUUUGUACAUACUGAUGUUGCUUUUUCCUCCAAUGUGUAGCUGGGAUGAGAUUCCAAUGGAAUUGUAUUUAUAUAGCGGCUAGCUUUCCUGGAUUUGGCAAGGAGAUGCCUACCUUUGAGUCCCUGCUUUUCCUUAACUUUAUAUAUGUGGGAUUGGUCACAGAUUCAGUGUGCCUCUGAAUUAGGAGGGGAGGCCUUGUGUGGUAGCGGCUUGGGGGCAACGGAUGGAUCUUCUCCAUCUUUAUUCUCUAAUUCUGUCUAGACACACACACACACACACACACACACACUGUAUAUUCAUCAUGGCUUCUUCCUAAAUCAGGGACUGCCAACAGGGUUUGCACUUAUUUGUAGUGCUCUGAAACUUUUCAUGCCUCAUCAUCUGGAAGUCAGCCUGGGCCUGGCAAACAUGAGGAAGGGGAAAGGAUAAAAGAAGCCUUUGGGAACAUGGUACUUUAAAUUCCUCAGUGGCCGAAAACCUAGGCUUAUGGGAAGGGAAGGCAGAGAACCCAGUUUGUUCCAGUUGGGGACAUAUUAGUGACUGUCAUUAUCCCUUUGCUCCCAACCCAUGUAAAGGGGGAAGGUUGAUGUCAUAGCAGAGAUAAUCUUGGUGUGGCACAAGCUGCAGUAAUGUUUUAGCACAAAAGGAGCAUGUACACCACACUGGCUCAGACUCUGUUGAAAGCCAGAAGUGAGAAAGAGUCAAGCUGGCAAUAGGAACAUAGGAAGCUGCCAUAGACUGAGUCAGACCAUUGGUCCAUCUAGAUCAGUCUUGUCUACACAAACUGGCAGCGGCUUCUCCAAGGUUGCAGGCAGGAAUCUUUCUUAGCCCUAUCUUGGAGAAGCCAGGGAGGGAACUUGGAGUCUAGCUGUUCUUCCCAGAGCAACUUCAUCCCCUGAGGGAAAUAUCUUGCAGUGCUCACACAUCAAGUCUCCCAUUCAUAUGCAACCAGGGCAGGCCCUGCUUAGCUAAGGGGACAAGUCAUGCUUGCUACCACAAGACCAGCUCUCCUCCUAACAUUUCACCUAACAUUCAUUAGGUAAGAGGGGGUUCUCUCAUUUUACAGUAAGCAAAGGAGUUGCUCUUUCAUACAGGGCUGUUCAGCAAGUGAAAUGAACAUGCUGCUUUCAUUGGUCCAUGAGGCUGGAAUGCCUCAUUGCACCUUUUUAGAAACUUCAGAUAUGCACUUUGCCCUGUCACCUACAAAAACAUAUUUUUGCACUUGUAUGUAGCAAUGCUGGAAACUCUACAAUAGCCAUACCAAUUCUAGAACUUAGCAGUAUUUCAGAACUCAGUGUAUACCAGCAAAAUCGCAUUUGUUCUUGUUCUGUAUCAGAGAAGGAAAUCUGGCACCCUAAGGGCUAUCCCCAUCCCUUCCAGGUCCAAUGAGGAUCAGAAUCUUCAGAAGAGCUGACAGCCUGUAUAGGCUGCAUUUCUGGGAAUAAAAUCUAUGAUGCUGGGGCCCAUAUGUUGAAUCACUCUUUUCCUCACUUCCACAUUCACAGAUCUGCAGCUUUGCUCUACCAAUCGACACAGGUUUCUUUGUUACCCAUCAUGGCAGGAUCCUGUGCAGAUUUUUGUGCAUGGAAAGGCUAAGAGUAGACCUUUCAUUUUCCAUGCGGAGUGAGAUUUUGUAGGGCAGAAUCUCUGUGUGCAUCAUAGCCAUUUUGUGCAUGCAAAAUCCCUGCUGUGAAUGGAAUGGGGGGGUGGGGGGACUGCAGGAUUGGGACCAUUAUGCAUCAAAAUGGUGUCGAAAUAGAGCUUUUGGCCAGUUUAUGUGUCAUGGUGACCUGGUCUGUAAGCUACUACUACAAUUUGAUAUUUUGCAUCAGUUCUUCUGUUAGGCACUAGGUGAAGCUACAUUGCCCCCUAUUGUUGCUUGGCUGUUGCUCUGCCUUUAUUCCAAUAUUUUUAUUUUCAUUUGCCCUUUGACAGCCUUUCUUGAUUGUCAUUCAAAAUACAGUUGCAUGGAGCCAUUACCCCAUGCUUCUAGAAGUGGCCUCUGUAAGUAGGUGAAAGGGGGUUAGAACAAUAUACUAUCUGCACAUAGGGCUGGUUCAGGCGACGUAUGGAACUGCAGGCCCAGUGGACCCAUGGUUCCGCGCCCCCUUCCCCCUGCUGGGGGGGGGGGGGGAGUUCAGACCUACUGCCAUCAACGAGACUGCAGAGAGGCGGGGAAGCUGGCUGAGCGGGCUUCCUUCUUUCCUGAAAGACAGCCCGCACAGCCAAUAGGAGCUGAAGCGAGGAGGAAAUUCCUCCCUCAACUCCGGUUUGAGGAAAGGCAAAGGAAAGGCAAACUCCAAUCCCUGGUUCAGACAUAAUGGAGGUACUGCCGAAAUGCAGUUAUCAGCAACAUAACUCACUACAAACCGAAGGUAAUUGGAGUUAGGGGUGGGGAACCACGAGUCCAUUUUUUCUUUUAACUCCAGUUCCCAGGUCCAGAAAUUCAGCUAGCAAAACUGGAGGUGAACAGACCUCCAGUUUCAUGUUUUGUCUAAAUCCGGCCAUAGCCUUUUAAAGGGGUGAGGAUAGCUUUGGUGCUGUUUGCCACUUUGUGCUCCCAUACACAAAUUAAGGGGAGUUUCAGAAUUCCAUACGUUCUUUAAACACAAACAAACAAAUAUUGACAUGGUAUGAUGGAGCAAAUUUCUUUUUAAAAAAACAUCUCAUAGGUAUGCAUUCUUGGGUGGAAACUAUACAACAGGGAAGCACAUUAAAAACAUAGUUUGAGGAACGUAGGCUAAGGAGGCCGCACCUCUGCAAGCAAGCAGCUACUAAUGCUGAUGUCAGAAAUGACUCACACUCAGACAUGCAGUGACUCUGGCCCUAAAUCCUUUGCAGACUCCUCCUGUUGCCAUAAGCAUUCUGCUUCGGUACCAUGUGAUUGGUACUAAUUCUGACAAAAGCAGAUGAAUAUGGUCUGUGAUCCUAAACUGGUUUGCUUGGGAUGUAUGCACAAAUGGGAUUUACUUCCAAGUAAAAAUGCUUAAGAUUAUUCACUUUAUUCAUUCCCACUGGAUGGCCUGAGCUAGGGUGGCCCAACUUGUAGUGAGCACAUUUCUCCCAGCCUUCCCCAUUACGUUGGCCAUCAUUUUCUCCCUUCAUGCCUUCAAUAAUGCCUUCAACCUAGCAUUAUUUCAGUGCAUUAUGGAGAAAAAUAUGGUGCCUUCCCAAAUGGGAGCCACCAAUGGGAGCUGCCCUUUUCCCCACAAUGCCCUAGAAUGACCCUACAUUGGAGGCUUUGUAGGGUGGAAAUGGUGAGUUCUGUUGCUGAUAAAAGAAAGAAAGAAAUAUUUGCCACCAAGUAAGCCCACUUUGCAACCUUAAGGUGACCCACACAUGUAGGAGAGGGCCCCCUCAGGCCUGGAGCCAGCUCUGUCUUGUCACCAGCACUUAGAACUACCCCUUCUUGCCAAAAGCCAUAUGGAAAGAUCCUCUUUUUCCUUCAUCCAUGGCCUUCACCAUCUAAAUUUCAAAGCUGUGGUGGUGCGUGUGAUUAGGAAGCAAACCAAGAUGAAUAUUUUUACAGCACUGUGGUUACAAAAAUCAUUUUAAAGUCCAUACGUAAUUAUUUCUAGAGUUUAAUAAAUAUACUGUAAUGGACACAAAUAAGAGACAUGUAUUUUUGUACUGGGGUGGCGGCUGGUCAAUUUACUUUUUAUAAAUACUGUAUAUAAGAGUAGAUUUUUUUAAUGUAUUGGUUGUUGCACUCAGUAACCCUGUAUAGUGUAUAUAUUUAAUAUUCACAGUAAAGAGGGACUAGAUACCAGAAGACUUGCUUCUUCUGAGCUAUGCAGAAAACUUAACUACCAGCUGUGAAAUACUGGAUAAUUUGGCUGUUUAUACAGCUGGGUGUCCAGUUGGAAGAGAAAUGGAGAGGGCAGAAUGCAUUUGCAGAUAAUAUUUGGCUCACACUACUAAGAAUGACCUUCUUACCCAACCUAACCUAUUGGGGGGCAGUUAGAAUCUUCCCGUUGAUUUCAGCAGGUGCUGCAGACCAAGGGCCUGGUCCACCACGCCACUGCAUUGCACAAAUGCCCCCCCCUUCAGUGCUAGCACAGGCAGCCAAACCCAAAGCAUGUCCAUGGUUCAGAAACUGCAUGGCUCACUGGCUGUGCAACCACCAGUGGAACGACUUGUGGCUAGCGAGAGUGAUUGCCACCAGGAGGAGGCCCAUGUGACUGCAGUGCUAAGCUGGGAGCUGCUGUGUCUGCUCCCGCCAGUCACAGUAGCAUUGUCAGGUGUCACACAGCCUGUGGGUUAUAGGCAGCUUUCAGACUCUGUGUGUACUGCUUGCGGUUUGCUAAGCAGAGGCCAAGGAUAAGGAAGCUGGCAGUGUAGCACAGCAAGUCUGUGAGUCAUGGCCCAGGCUCCCAGUAUGGGACGUGGAAGGAGGAGUGAAACUACACAGCAGCCACUUAUGUCAAGAGAUCAUUUUUGCGGCAUGUCUGGCCCCACCAGAAGUGUUACCUUAACUGGUUAUUUUUGCCACUUGAUCAUUUGUUUGUUUAUCACUUUAAUUCAGCGUUAGGCCAUUUUAAUUAUCCCUUCGGCUUGGAGUGAGGAACAAUCUUUUAUAUAUUUUAAUAUUUAUUUAUUGUCUGUUACUUAAAUUAUAUGGAGGGAAAUGACAAACCAUGCAAUAUGCUCAAAAGAUCAAAUCCAAAAUCAACCAUGUUAAAACACAGAAGUUAAAAUGUAAAUAAAAAUAUGGAUAAUAUAAAAAUACAGAAAAAAACUGAAAUUCCCUGUACCAAUCCUCUGCUACUAGAAACUGCUCCCCCCCCUUUUAAGUCUCAUAUCACUUUCAGAAGAUCUGUGUACAUGUAAGAUUGACUAUGUUUUUUAAAAGUAACAAUUCAUGUUUGUUCCUCCCCCCCCCCUUUUUUUGAGAGAUUAAGUAGCAGCCCUUCAUGUUAAGUGGAGAUGUGUCCAGAUGUCUCCUGGAACAGCAAAAGUGGCUAGCAAAUCAAAAGCUCAAAAGGAAGUACCUGACUGAAAUGACCCUUCCUACCAUGAGGCUUCACAGCUACCUUUACUGUUUGAUUCAUCAGUAGCUCAUUCUAGUGAUGUUUGGCACCAAAUCCGUUUGGACGAGAUCUGAACCGUUUUGGUGCCGUGGGAAGGGGAGCAGCAAGUGGGAUCUUCAAAAAGAGGAGAGCGGGUCCUUACCUGCUCUCCAUCACCGCAUGCAGCUUCUUGCUGCAAGAGCACUGCCCCCAAGAACCCGUGCACGGUGCUGGCAUGCACAUGGCGUUUGCACGCACAUUUGCAUGGUCAGCAUGGUGUUGCUGACUAUACAUGUGGGCUAGCACUGCACGUGGGUUCUUGGGUGCAGCACCAACACAGCAGGAAGCUGCAGGCAGUGGCGGAAAGCAGGUAAGGACCUGCUCUCCUCUUUUUAAAAUAUCCUGCUCACCACUCCCCUCAAAGCUCACCACUCCCCUGAGCAAAGCGGCUCAGAUCUUGUCCACAAUGGUUCUGCGCAGAACCAGUGCACGAAACUUGGUUGGUGCACAUCCCUAAUUCAUUCUCCCAUGCUAGUCCUGAUAGUCGGUCUGAACUAGUUAGAAUGAUAGUAGCAGUAGUUAGAAUAGGGACUGGCCUCUCCAGCGUCUGGACUGUGGAUGAUUGCUUCUCUGGAUUCAGACUGCCAAUCACCCACCAAUCCAUUCAUGGGGAACUGUCCUGCACUACUGGCUUCCUUCCUCCUCAUACAAAUUGGCCCUUAACUGUCUCUGCAAAGACUGGCAUGUGACUGGAGGGGCCGCAGUGAACCCACAGGGCAUGCAUGGGCAGCUUCUUAUUUCAGACCAGAUCAGAUAAUCAUUUCAGCUGUGGUCCAGAGAACUAUUUUACACAUGCCUAAGCGCUUGCAUACAACCAGAUACUAUUUGGGCUGUUUGGAGUGCCUGUGCUGAUAGGUAAGAUAAGUGGGGUCUAUUAUGUUGAGAGAAAGAGGAGAUCAUAAGGGGUGGUAGUAGUAUAUCCAACCAGCACAGUGACGAAAGUAUGGCACAGGAUUUUCUUUGAGCAGGCCUCUCCUCCUUCCUUUCUUUUCCCCCAAAAACACAACUCCCUGGAAGUUCCUAGUGGAUGGCAAAUGUCUGCCUUCUUUGAUUUCAGACAACAGGCACAGUGUGCUGCCUAGCUCCAGGCAGGUCAGAUGUCAUUCACCACAUCUGAUAGAAAGCUUUGUAAAGAAACUCAACUGGGUAUAUCAUAGGGAAUGUAUUUCCGGACAAUGUAUCUCUGUUGGUUCCCCCCUUCUUUAUUUGAGACCCUCCCAGCUUCCCCAAGGGAUGCAGAUGAGUGGUGUGCAUCAAUCCUGCCCUCUCCAAACCUCUGUCAUGGUGUCCCAAGUCAGUCUAUGAAAAGCGGGGAGGGUUUGUCUGGAAGAGUCCUAUUUCUGUAACGUGUACUAAGGGUCAGUUUUAAAUUAUAUGCUGAAAUUAGAUCUAUAUUUCAAAAUGAAAUCGAUCUUUUAAAAAUAACAAUAAAGAAAAUGUGAAACCUCAA